Molecule: messenger RNA, 504 nt
Organism: Didymella exigua CBS 183.55
Lineage: Eukaryota; Fungi; Ascomycota; Dothideomycetes; Pleosporales; Didymellaceae
Exons: 2
Source: RefSeq, a predicted model, not a curated record
AUAAAGGUCGUCACAGGUGCAGAGAGACGCGCCCAACCUGCGCUUGUUCAGCCAGGCGAUCGCAAGUAGGUUACAGUUAUCCAGAGCAUCUGCGCUGCUAGGUACGCGACCCUGCCCUUCAUCAUCUACAAGGGACGCGUCCACAUCUCUGCCUAGUACAAGGAGGCUUCAAUACUGCACAAACAACACACUUAGUCUAGAGUAGUUAAAGCACUUUAACGCGCAUAUAAAGACGCGCCAGGUAGGGGGGUACUAGCUGCUUAUUUUAGAUGGCUAUAAGAGCUACCUUAACUAGCAUUUUAAGGACUACUGCCUUGAACACAAGAUCCUAACCCUCUGUAUGCCCCCCCAUUCAUUGCACAUCCUCCAGCUGCUUGAUGUGGUCUGCUUCUCGCUGCUAAAGCGCAGGUACUCCCAGCGUGUUAGAGACUUGGCACGCCAACGCGUCUUCUAUAUUAACAAAGAAGGCUUCCUCCCUGCCUUUAAGGACGCAUUUUUUAAUAU